Molecule: messenger RNA, 2169 nt
Organism: Crotalus tigris (Tiger rattlesnake)
Lineage: Eukaryota; Metazoa; Chordata; Lepidosauria; Squamata; Viperidae
Gene: S100Z
Product: S100 calcium binding protein Z
Exons: 4
Coding region: 215-514 (99 amino acids)
Cellular component (GO): cytoplasm
Molecular function (GO): calcium ion binding
Source: RefSeq, a predicted model, not a curated record
GAGAGUUGGGGCUUUUUGUCAUUGGUGAUUUCCUUCUAGAAGCUCUGGGAAAUAGAAGAGGUUGGGUGGGACUUUCAGGAUAAAACCAAAGAGAAUCUAUACAGUACCUGCUGGAGAUAGUACUUGUUUGGAACUGCUUUAUCUGAAACAGGGAAUAAUUGCCUUUUUGGAGCAUUUGUGAAAGCUGGCCAUUAGCAUCUAAUCCUUUUGCAGUAUGCCGUCACAACUGGAGGGUGCAAUGGAUACCUUAAUCAGAGUCUUUCAUCAUUACUCUGCAAAAGAAGGGGACAAAUACAAACUCAAUAAAGGAGAACUCAAACAACUUCUCACCAGCGAACUUACUGAUUUCCUUGCGUGUCAAAAGGAUCCCCAGCUGGUUGAUAAGAUCAUGCAUGAUCUUGAUAUUAACAGAGAUAAUGAAGUGGAUUUUAAUGAAUUUGUGGUUCUGGUUGCUGCUUUGACUGUUGCGUGCAAUGAUUUCUUUGAGGAGCAAAUGAGGAAAAAGGGAGAUUAGAAAUGGCCAAAAUUACCUUUUGGAUGUGAUGGGAGAGAAUAACUUCAGCUGAAGUAGAUUUCAUCUCUUCUGUUCCCACAUUUCCCUUGGUACUGAUGUAUGGCAUUCCUUUCUCUUCUAAUAGUAUAUGUUUUCUCAACAAUAUUGUCAUUUUUUUCUUUUAUAUCAGUGCAUGUAAACAGCUUAAUCAUAAGUGAAGUGCAUUUGGUAAGUCUGUCAAUUUAGCAUUUGUAAACACAAGUGGGGAUGUAAAUACAGUUAGUAUACGUAUUGGAUUUAUUUCCAUAUUAGAUUUGAUAUUGUUGCAUGCCACCUUGUCACCUUGAUAAACAGGACUAGAUCCUAGAGAAAGAUGGAAUAGAAGUUCAGAGCCCCAGAUAACUGUCUGAAAGGGUUGUUUUGGGAGGGUGGGAGUAGUGGUUUCUUCUUGAGCUUAAGCACACCAUUUUGUGUUUAAUUUGUGGAGAUGGCUAUGGUGGGAUUACACAGCCUUUCCACAGUUGAGGCAUUGCGCAGCAUGUUGUAAGAUGGCUAACACAGAAAUUUUGCUGUUUGAUGAUACAUCAUAGCUCAAAUAUAGUACCAGCAAAGAGCAACCAUUUCCCCAGAUGCUGCCAGCAGACUUUAAAGAUAUGAGGAAAAUUCAGCAACUGAUCAGCUCUUCUCUCUGGUGAAAAUUUAUAGUAUAAAUAUUGUCUACUAAAGCUUUUUUAGUUGGUGGCACUCUUGCAAAAUGGCAGCCAUAGAAGGUGUAAUCAGUCCCAAAAUAUCAAUGCACUGGAAAGAACUUUGGAGAAAAGCUGCCCCACCCUUUUAACUCCCAAGGAUCUCCCUAGCAGCUCUCCUUUUGCUGCUGCUUGCCUGUUUGUUUGGCAAGAAUGCAUCCUUCUAAGCCAAACCCUGGGAUGCAGCCACCUAAUCUUCCUACAUUCUGGAAAUUUAUUUUUAUUUUAUUUAUUUACUUAUUUAUAUCCCACCUUUAUUAUGCUUAAGGAAUCCCAUACAGGCUUUGUUGAGAAUAAAGAUGAUGCUGGUAAUUACUCUAUAACAUAUUCCCCAUUUAUUUAUUUCGAAUUAAGGGAAUCUUUUAAAUAGUAAAAGUCAUGAAUGACAGGAAUAAUGGUAUACACCAACCAGCACUCACUCUUUGGACACAAUGAUGCCCUUUAGCAUCAGAUAGGUUACCUGUAAUUUAAUCCAAUGCCAACAAACGCAUUCCUUACUUCAUCUGACUGAGAUAGAAUCCGCUAACAGGCUUAGCCUUAGUGGAAGUUUGGAGAGUGAAAGGGAAAUAAGUUUAUAAAACUAUGACGCCACUCUGGCUUCUUACAGACACUUGUGGACUAGCAUUCAUAGUACCCUCCCAGGGACCUCUGGCUGAAACCUCAAUUUCUUUUCUUGAGAAACUUCCAUACAGUAAUCCCUUUGCAUGCGAAGGCACGUCUGUCACUCUAUUUACAGGAUCCAAAAACAGACUCUCUUUCUCUAUCUUUCUUCCCCCCCCCCCCCGAAUUGUAUUUUUUGAUUAAUUCAGAAUUUUUGGCCUUAGAAUACUGUUGUAAAAAUGGCCUUAAUUUUUUCCUGGUGAAACUUUAUUUCAUUUAUCCUUUUUGAUCAUGUUUUUAAAAUGUGCAAUAAAGUACUAGACAAAUUUU